Caenorhabditis angaria is the source of this 2125-nucleotide messenger RNA. NCBI's taxonomy places the organism in Eukaryota, Metazoa, Nematoda, Chromadorea, Rhabditida, Rhabditidae. The record is from the annotation of a GenBank genome assembly.
AUGUCCGAACUUCACUAUCAUGUCAACGAAAUUCCGGGCUUGACUUCGAUUUUGUUGUUUGGAUUUCAGGUGAGAAAUUGAAACGAACUCUUCACCUUUUUUGAAAUUUCCGUAAUUUGUUUUUGCAGCAAAUGAUGAUUUGUAUAUCGGGCCUUCUUGUUAUUCCAUAUUAUGUCGCAAAUAUGGUUUGUGCUGGUCCGGAAACUUUAGCUCUUCGAGUUCAAUUAAUCGCCGCAACAUUCGUGACCUCAGGAAUUGCGACACUUCUCCAAACAACUUUUGGUAUGCGACUAUCUAUUCUUCAUGGUCCUUCUUUUGGUUUUCUCCCAGCGCUCAGCAAUUUUCAGUCAACGUUUCCCUGUACACCUGAAACUGAUGUCUCACAAUGGAAAUUGAAAAUGCAAUUGAUUUUUGGUAGUUGUCUAGUCUCAGUUCUUAUUAUUCCACUUCUCGGACUAACUGGGUUUAUUGGAGUUAUGUCAAGAUAUAUUGGACCAAUCACAAUAGUUCCAUUGAUGUUAUUACUUACAUUAGGAUUUGUGCCAGAUGUUGAGCAAAAAAUGUCACUUCAUUGGAUUUCUAUUGUGUAAGUAGUAGACCAAGUGUGAGUCAAAUUUAAUGAAAAAUAUUCAGAACUCUUGUGAUCCUGAUAAUCUUGGUUGUUUUACUUGAAGAAACCACUGUUCCAAUUCCAUAUUAUUCCACGAAAUUGCGCAAAUUCAUCACAACAAGAAUCCGAAUUUUCAGCCAAUUUCCAUAUCUGAUGGGAAUUUCAAUAGCAUGGAGUAUCUGUUUAAUUUUAACAGUUUCAAAUGCGCUUCCAGCUGAUAGUGCAGCACGAACUGAUAAUAAUGAUAGUCUUCGAGUAUUUGAGCAAACACCUUGGGUGCAAGCACCACUUCCUGGUCAAUAUGGAAGUCCAAAAUUAAAUAUUGCGUUGAUUUGUGGUUUUCUUGCGUCGUCGCUUGCAACAAUGAUUGAAAGUAUUGGAGAUUAUGGGAUUUGUGCGAGAAUUUCAAAACAGAGUCGACCACCAGCAGAUAGUAUAAAUCGAGCAUUUGUUGUUGAAGGAGUUGGUUGUAUGUUAGCUGCGUAUAUGGGAUUAGGUGCUGGUGUUACUACGUAUGCUGAGAAUAUUGCAUUGAUGUCGGUGACUAAGGUAAGAGAAGAGGCAUAAAUAGUCUUUCUUGUUUUUCAAUUUAAAAAAAAACUCGUGAUUGUUUUCCCAUAGAAAUAUAUCAAAAUUUACCUGAUGACGAAAAAGUUUUUCUGCGACAAUUAUUUUCUAUUGACAUGGGAGAUACUGAAGUUUUGGAUGUUUGGAUCGGAAAAAAUGUUAAAAAUAAAACUGAAACUUUCAAAAUUUAAAAAGAUUUUAGGGUUCCAAUAAGGUUUUUGAAAAUGAAAAAAAACAUUCAAAAUAAAAAUUUGUCCAAAAAGAAAUUCAAAAAUCAAUCAAAACUUUCCUAACCCUGCCUUUUGUCAACAUUUUUUCUCUAUUCAACAUUUCCAAAAAAUUUCUUAAUUUUUUCAGGUGACAAGUCGUAUAACAAUGCAAACUGCUGGAAUAAUGUUAAUAGUCGCUGGAACAUUUUCAAAAUUUGCCGCAUUUUUAGCAAUGAUUCCAGAACCUGUUAUUGGUGGUGUUUUAGCAAUUGGUGUUUGUAUGAUCAAUGGUGUUACUUAUAGUAACUUGCAAACUGUUGAUCUACGUCUUUCUAGAAAUCUAACAAUUAUGGGAAUCGCAGUUAUUAUGGGAUGUGUUAUUCCACUUCAUUUUGAAACAUAUCCACUACAGACAGGAAAUAAAACAAUUGAUGAAGUAUUUGGAACACUUUUAACUAUCAAAAUGUUAAUUGGUGGAGCAAUUGCAUUUGUUCUAGAUAAUUUGACACCUGGUGCAACAAGAAAACAAAGAGGAUUUAUUGACGAAGAAGAUGAGGAUGAUAUUAAAAUUGAUAUUGAGACAAAUGGUUAUAUAUUUCCAUCAAUGGUUAAUCGAAUACUUUUGAAACUUCCAUGGUUAUCAUAUUUACCAAUUUUGCCAAAUUAUGAAGUUUUGGAAAAAAUUGAAGAAGAGCGACGAAAUUUGGUAGAAGAUGAAGAUAAAAUUACGAUUAUUUGA